Molecule: messenger RNA, 1647 nt
Organism: Enterobius vermicularis (human pinworm)
Lineage: Eukaryota; Metazoa; Nematoda; Chromadorea; Rhabditida; Oxyuridae
Source: the annotation of a GenBank genome assembly
UCUGCUCGUAAUCCCAGUCCACGGCCAUCAGGCCAGAAGGAUGAUGCUGGUAAAGUCACUAAUGGAGGUACACAGACCGGUGCCGGGAAACCUCGAACUGAUGGAAAGAUAUUGAGAUGAAUUGUUAAUUGUUCUCCUGACUCUUUUGAUCACGAAGCUUAUUGUUUCAGCGUUAUACCGAUGGUGCAGGGAGUUAUGAAAGAGAGAGAGGCGAUCAAAGGAUGUUUUAGUCAAGGAGUCACUAGUGCCGAGUAUUGCCAAAAUACAGAGUGUAAAGCAAUAAGUCGUGGAAAAAAAGAUGCCCUUUUUUGUUGUUGUACUACGGACUUAUGUAAUGGAGAAAUGAUAAAUGUUGCAAACGCAACAAGUCAAACGGAUUCUGGGUUGCCGUUCAAUGAUGGAGGCUCUUCAAGCUUCAUUGAAUAUCCUCACGCAAUAGCACUUGUUGCUAUUGGUGUUGCUCUCCUGUGUCUUAUGUUUUUGACUUGUUGGUGGUACUUCAUGCUGAGGAUUCGUGCAAAGCGAGAGGCAGUACCUGGGGUAAACACUGGUGGCUCAACGGAUGAUGCAGAACAGCUUCUGAUUAUGGGGAACUCCCAAGAGUCGUUGAACGUUACUCACUUAGAGCAAAUCGGAAGAGGUAGAUUUGGCGAAGUGUAUCGUGGAAUUAUACAUGGUUCUUCCGUUGCAGUCAAAAUUUUUCCAAAAACGGAGCUUAACAGCUGGAAGACUGAAAAAAAUAAUGUCUUGAAGUUGGAAGAGGCGUUAAAGAUUGUAAUUUCAAUGCUGACAGGACUUUCGUUUCUACAUGAAGAAAAAGUGUUAGACAGUGGUUUGAAGAAGCCUUGUGUAGUUCAUCGGCAAGUUAUUUUUGAAAUUGAUUUCAAAUCUCACAAUGUACUGCUGAAGAAUGAUUUAACUGCUGUUGUUGCUGAUUUUGGUUUGGCAAUGGUUUGCGAAAAUGGAAAAAGCCCGUCAGAAGGGACUCGCGGACAGGUAGUAGGAACAAGACGAUACAUGUCUCCUGAAGUUCUUGAAGGGGCUACAGAGUUUAGCGCGUUUGCAUUCAGGCAGAUUGACGUAUAUGCAGCUGCUUUGGUUUUAUGGGAAGUGAUCAAACGAACGGUCUUUCAUGACCAAGAUCACGCAGAACAGUAUAAGCAGCCAUAUGAAGAAGAGGUUGGGAAGGACCCUUCAAUAAAUGAUCUGAGAAUAGCUGUAGUACGUGACAAAAUCCGACCGCUUAUAAGGUCAACAAUAUUUUAUAAUAAGAUUGGUUGUGGUUUAUGGAAAACGAUAGAAGAAAUGUGGAAUGCAGAACCUGAUGGUCGUAUUACUGCUGGGUGUGCUUUGGAAAGAAUUAAACGUUUGAAAGACCGCCUCAAAGAUUUUACGGCGACUGGAAAUCAAGCUUUCAAUACUCCUUCCGCAGAUGAAACUGCUCUGUCUAGUAUGUACAAUGUUCGAGAAGAAGAUCCGGCAACACCACGGAAUGGAAUGAAUGACUUAGACUUUCGUCAGAUGUACGCUCCACCAAAUCAACGUUUAGAGCUGUCCUCGAAUAUGUUAGAAAAUCUUUAUCCGAUUAUUCGAAACGGUUAUAAUCAGGGCAAUCUUAUUCACACAGUCGGACCUGCUAAAGUGUAG